Molecule: messenger RNA, 3127 nt
Organism: Acanthaster planci (crown-of-thorns starfish)
Lineage: Eukaryota; Metazoa; Echinodermata; Asteroidea; Valvatida; Acanthasteridae
Product: cytochrome P450 4F4-like
Molecular function (GO): iron ion binding; heme binding; monooxygenase activity
Source: RefSeq, a predicted model, not a curated record
AUCACAUUGUUCUGCCCAUUGUCUGAUUUUGAUACUGAGUGAUACCAUGGAGGUAGAUUGCUAGCGUUCGUUGUCAUUUGCAGCAGCUUGGUUUCUGUUGAGUCUACUUUCAGUUCACAGCAACUGCAAGUAUCAAGAUACAUUUAGGACUUCUUUUCGCAUGUUCUUUCUUAGUUACGGUAGGCCCAGCUAUCGUGAGUACUGUCGCGAUGCCAGUCAUCUGCUACGGGUAUACUAGUCACUGACCACUGUCAUCACAAGCAUGACUAGUGCGGUAGUGUCACAGGUAGGCCUAGGUCAGCUUUAAUUGUUUUUACAUGUUUGAUUCUGCUGGAGAAGGAUGGGCUUCAGUGAAUCCUUUGCAGUUCUGUGUGUGACACUUGCCACACUGGGCGUCAUGUCUGGCAUUGUGGCUCUGGUGGUACUCUUCAUCCAGAAAUGGAAGCUGGAGAAAAAAUUGGCGGCAUUUCCGACAGCCCCCGACAAGCACUGGCUCCUGGGUCACAUUCAUAAGCUUACUUUUGACGAGAGAGAAUUCACGUGGGGACUUCAGUUUGUGAGUAAAUCAGUUGAUGCUUCAAUCCUGUGGGUAGGCCCCUUUUUGCCAGUCGUCUCUGUGUACCACCCAGGCACAGUCAAAGCUGUACUCAGCUCAGCAGAGCCCAAGGCAGAGUACACCUAUUCACUUUUACGUCCUUGGAUUGGAGAUGGGCUGCUCUUGUCAGGUGGGAAGAAGUGGGCAAGGAACAGACGCUUACUGACACCCGGCUUCCACUUUGAUAUCUUGAAACCAUACGUUGACAUCUUCCAGAAAUCUGGAGAUAUCCUUGUCGAGAAGUGGAAGGCAGCCUGUGGUGGUAAAGAGACUUCAAUGGAGAUGUUCAGUAACAUUAGCCUGUUGACAUUGGACAGCCUCCUCAAGUGCAUAUUCAGUGUGGAGACCAACUGCCAAACGAUUGAAAAUCAUCCCUACAUCAAGGGCAUCUAUGACAUAGCCACCUUGAUUGUAGAACGUUUUCGCUUCCUUCCGUACCACAUUGACGCAAUCUACCAGUGGAGUCCCAGUGGGCGACGCUUCCGCCAUGCUUGCGAUACUCUCCACACCUACGCACGGGAUAUCAUCAAGAAGCGCAAGGGAGCACUGAAAGAAGAGGCAGUCAACGGGCAAAGAAGACAGAGGAAAUACAUCGACUUCUUGGACAUUCUGCUCUGCGCAAGGGAUUCUGACGGUCAAGGACUAACUGACCAAGAAAUCUACGACGAAGUGGACACGUUCAUGUUUGAAGGGCACGACACGACAGCAUCAGGCCUGUCUUGGUUCAUGUAUGACAUGGCCCGGCUGCCAGAAUUCCAACAGAAGUGCCAAGAGGAAGUUGACAGUCUCUUAGCUGACAGGGAAAACGACCGACUGGAAUGGGAUGAUCUCACCAGUAUGCCCUAUCUGACCAAGUGUCUGAAGGAGAGCCUUCGUUUACACUCCCCUGUUCCCAAUGUCAUGAGGUUGUUGACUCAGUCUUUGACUUUUCCUGAUGGUAGGAAGUUGCCAAAAGGGACCUUUGUUGCAGUGGCAAUCAAUGCUCUACACCACAACCAGUACGUGUGGGAUGACCCCGAAACCUUUGAUCCCGAGAGGUUUUCACCAGAGAAAGCCAAAGAUAUUCCACCCUAUGCGUACGUGCCGUUCUCGGCUGGGCCCAGGAACUGCAUCGGUCAGCACUUUGCCUUGAAUGAGAUGAAGAUCAUAUCCGCCACAAUCCUGCGCAACUUCCACGUGUCCGUCGAUAAAUCUGUCCCAGUGUUGCGAAUCAAUUCACUGGUCCUGCGAGGCGAGAAUGGCAUUCAUCUGCAUGUCACACCCCGCCAACUUCAACAUUAAAACUUCUCCUCUCUUAGCCUUCACUUGCACGAUGACCUGGGAAGUAAAGCAAUUUGACAUCAGCCUCAGUAGACCUUAUUCACUGGGAAGCCAUAUUUUUUAUCUUGUUCCUUGAAUUUAUCAUAUUCAGUGUGAUCUGUUGAAUGGAAUGGUGCCAGACUAUUUGGGGUUCGAAACCUCAUUUUUAAAUUGUGAUUUGAAACAUUAACAUGUAAUUUAUUACACAUUUUAAAUUAUUCUAGCCAAAACUGGCAUGAAUUUGUUUUCAACUUUUAAUUUAAUCAGUAUUUUUUUUAACCCUCAUGCCCUCAAAAGGAAAAGUUUCACCUCGCUUUCAAUUCAAGAUGGCCGAAACAUUUAUAAAGUCUAUCAGCAGUUUUGCAACCGUUCUUUCAGUUUUGUUUUCUUUCAGUUUCAAAGUUGCCAUAAUCAUACAUAGUUCAGUAAACAGUCCCAUUGUAAAAGCUGCGAGGGCUUCCGUAGCAUAGCUACAUGAUUGGAGUGGUGCAGUGUGGUAGAAGAAGAGUUUAGAGAACCGAAAAGCGAACUUGAAAUGCUUCAAGAAGCUAAAUUGGCACAGGAAGUGGAGUAUAAAUUUGAAAUCAAGACAAUGAGGAAAAGAUCAUUAAUGUGAAACUGGGAUGGUAAUACUGGUGAAUAGUGUCACAGAAAAGAAAUACAACUAAAUUGAUGUAUCUAAAUUAAACUUUGUAGACUAAUUUUUCAAUUCAGCCCAAACGGCCGAAAAUUUCUAGUUUGCAAGGGAAAACUUCAACCUAGGCUAUACACCUUGAAGGUCUAAGAUUUCGUAUUUCUCAAAGGCUCAAGGUAACUGCUCUUUACAGAUUGAACAUACAUGUAUUUAGUUUUGUUCAUGGAGAUAAAGAAACUGAUUUUUAUAAUAGAUCAAUUCUCAAAGAAGUCGGGGAUAAAUUUCAAAUAUAUCCAAAUUUGUGUAUGACCACGUUAUCUUUAGCCAAUUACACACGUAUUGUUUAAAUGUUACAGCUUAACAUCUGGAACUUCAUGUUUUCCAGUCUUCACAUUUGAAAACAUAAGCAAUGCAAAUUGUAAAUAAUCUUUCAAGAUAGUUUAUACAUUUUGAAGAAAGUGUUUUCUUUUCAGACUUUUUAAAAAUAUAGGACAGAUAAAAAUGAAGUGGGAAGUGUGUGUUGAUUUUUACCUCAGCAACGUUUGAAACAUUUUGGUAAUAAAUGAGAAUAUAAGCAUGUAAUGUGCAUAUACACGGUA